Pundamilia nyererei is the source of this 3275-nucleotide messenger RNA. Its product is annotated as zinc finger BED domain-containing protein 1. The transcript has a single exon. Lineage: Eukaryota; Metazoa; Chordata; Actinopteri; Cichliformes; Cichlidae. Gene Ontology annotation, biological process: regulation of transcription by RNA polymerase II. Bases 43 to 2106 code for a protein of 687 amino acids. Gene Ontology annotation, molecular function: DNA binding; protein dimerization activity. Gene Ontology annotation, cellular component: nucleus. The record is from RefSeq and is a predicted model, not a curated record.
UUCACUGUUCUUGUUAGGUUCUCGAUAAGAGAAGCCAUCCUGAUGGACUUUUUACCUAAGGAGCCAAUGGAGGGUAAAAGUUCAGGACCUUCGUGCUCAGGCCUCAAUCUGGUCGCACACCCACGUGCCAAAAGCAAAGUGUGGAAGUACUUUGGCUUUGACACAGAUGCAGAUGGCUGCAUAUUACACUGGAAAAGGAUUUACUGUCGUGUAUGUAUGAGCCAAAUUGCCUACUCCGGAAACACCUCAAACUUGUCAUACCACCUUGAAAAGAACCAUCCCAUAGAGUUCAGUGAGUUUGUGAAAAGCAACACAGAUCAGAUGCGUGAAGCUUUUGCUACGGCAUUUUCUCGGAUAAAGACUGAGCCUACAGUUUCACAGCAGCAGUCCCAGGAAACCUAUUUAAGGCAGAGCUUAGACUCUGAAAACAAACGACACAAUGAUUUGACAGUAGCUAUUAUCAACUUCAUUUGUGAGGGGUUAUAUCCUGUAUGUACAGUUGAAGAGCCUACAUUCAAGAAUUUAAUCGGUAUUGUCGACCCUGGAUAUUCUCCUCCAAGCAAAAGUGACCUCGCAGCCAAAAUGGUUCCUCAAAUGUACUGCCGUACCCAAAAUGUGGUCUUUAAUGAGCUAAGUGGAGUUAUGAAUUGUGGCAUUGCUACAGAUCUGUGGCAAAGCCAAACACAAAACAGAACAUAUAUUUCACUUUCUGUGCAUUCAAUCAAUUACAACAGUGCAUCUGGCUUCUCGGUGACCAACAAAUGCCUUAAAACUUUUGAAGUACAAGAGGACAACAGAGCUGAGAAUAUCACCAGAGCCAUGUAUGAAGCCUUUGUGAAGUGGGGGAUAACUCAUAAAGUCAUUGGGGCUACCACAGAUGGUUCGGUGGAUGUGGUGAAAGCAUGCUCCCUCCUGGAUCUGACAGUGGAAAUGCCCUGCCUUGGACACACAAUCAAUCAUGCAAUGGCUGAAGCCUUCCAGCUGCCACGAGUGAGUGGCUUUUUGGGAUGCUGCCGCAAGCUUGUCGAUCAUUAUAGAGAAUCUGCAAUGUAUACAGUACGAGAAAAGCAGAAGCAACAUGGCCUUGCUCAGUGUACACUCAUCACAGACCAGGACCGGUCAUGGUUUGGUACAUUGGCAAUGCUACAAAGACUGAAAGAGCAACAGGCUGUUAUAAAUAUGACACUUAUAGAGAGUUCUAGUAGCCAUCAUUUCACCUUCAGUGGUUCUGACUGGGCCUUGUUGGAGGGCUUGAUUGAAGUCCUCCAGCCCUUUAAAGUUGUGGCAAACAUGAUCACUUCUUGUAAGUAUCCAACCAUUAGCAUGGUGAGACCUGUCCUUCAUAUGCUGCUGAACACCACCCUCAAAAUUAAGGAAGGGGAUCUCAAAGAGAUCAGCAUGAGCAAAGAGCUCAUCUCCAAGGUCUUGUCAAGCACAUAUUCACAGAAUUCACAGUUAUCUCAAGAGAUCGCAACAUUCCUCAACAUUGCUACAUUUUUGGAUCCUCGUUAUAAGAAACUGCCUUUUCUUUCCACCCAAGAACGCUCCAAAGUUGAGAGUAUUAUUAUUGAAGAGGCCAAAGCAAUCCUUGAGAAGCAGAUUUCGGAGCGAUCGGGCCUUGAUGAUUCUUCUUUGGUGUCUGAUGAGCCACCUUGCAAAAAACAGGGACUUCUGGGUGAAUCUUCUGCCAGCACUUCAGUUCAAGACAACCCUUUGGCUGCCAUAUUUUGCCAGUCAGAUGCAGACCAGAGCCAGGAGGAGCUACAUGCUCAAGUAGUAGAGGAGCUGAGCAACUACAAGUCACAGAGGGUUCUAGGUCUGAAUGAAGACCCUUUGCUUUGGUGGUCGAACCAUGCACCUUUGUUCCCCACACUUCCUAAGGUGCUCCAGAAGUAUUGGUGCGUUCCUGCCACAAGUGUUCCUUGUCAUAGGUUGUUCAGCUCAUCAGGUACUUUUCUUUCUGGGAAAAGAAACCGCAUACCUUCAGCUCUAGUGGAUAUGCAGGUUUUCCUGUAUGAGAACUCUCGGAGCUACUAUGAGCCUGAACCCUGUGAGGAUGAAUUUGAAACUGUUUUGGAAACCAACUCUAGUUUGGCUCAGCACUAAAGUGACUGAGGUUUUAAAGAACUUUAUUUACUUUGCUAAAGGCUGAGGUUCUAAAGGCUGAAAAGCCACUGGUGGCAUAAAGGGACAACGUUUUCAGCCUUUAUAACAUAUGGGACACUUUAGCUUUUAAGUUAACUGCUGUAAACACAUUUCUCCUUUACAGAGCGGAUGUCCUUAUGCAUUCAAAAUCUGCACAGAAACUCUAUUGUAUUAAAAUGAAGUGGAAGGUUACAGAAGAAAGAUUUAUCGUUUAUGUAGCAAUAUUGUGUGUUGUCUUUAUUAUAAAUGUGUCAGCUUUUGUUUGUUUGUUUUGUUUUUUAAAUUUGUGGCCAUUCCCAAAGUCUUGCUUGAUGGUCUCACCUGUACACAUCUUGGUGGGGGAGCGUAGUGCACAAACACACCUCUCCAGGUAAAACAUUUGCUGCCCAUGUGGGCAUGGAAAUUCCACAGUAAGGGCUACAAGCACACUCUGCCAUCCUCUUUUCGUUUAGAGUAAGUAUAGAGUGGAACAGAGUACAGGCCAGGAAACUGGUUCCAGUGCCCAAGCUGUGCACUGAGGUGAGCCUAACUAUCUAGUCGCCGUCACUCGCUUGCUUAGGAUCAGACUCCUUUCCCACCAGUGAAGUGACAAUGCAUGUACCACAAGCCAAUGUUGGAAUGAUUAAUUAUAUCUCUUUAAACUUCAUACAUUUAAACAUGAUAUUAUGUGAUAAGGAAACGUGUAAUUUACUGCUAGGUGAAUUAUUGGUUCAUAAAUAUCUCUUAAGAAAUACCACUAGGGCGAUCAGUUUAGACAGUCUGAAACAACAACAAUGUUUUAUUUGCUGUUAAAUUUAAUUUUCAGUUGCUGUUGAGAUUUAUGUACCAAAACUACAUUGCAAUGGUUAGGAGAAGAUCAUGGUACAGAUUAAAAUAGAAUAUUUUAAACUCAUUAACCAUGUGAAAAUCUUCCGGUUUGUAUGUUGGGGGACGAAUGCCUCGGCAGACUUGCAGAAACCUUUGAUAGUAGUUGGGCGCAUCUUACCUCACCGAUCAGUUGUUGUGACUUCCUAGUAUACUCUGAUGUUUAGUUGUCCUUUUGUCCCCUCAAGUGUCAUUCAGGCUAUGUACUUUGUAAAUACUUGUCCACAUAUUGCAGAACUGACUGAUAAUAAAUGUGAGUAAAGGUU